AUGGGUACUUGUAUAUCUCAACAUCCAGUCUCAACAGAUUUUGAAAACAGAGAAAGUCUGUGUAUUGAAGAAGGUCAAAAAUAAGAAGAAGUGGUUAAACCUGUUGAAGUAUAGGCAGAAGCAUUUCCAUUAUAAUCAUAUGAUGAAUAGAAUGUUAUUAAAAUUUAAUCGGGAUUUAGAGGUAUGAAGGCAAGAAAAGAAGUAAGUUAAAAUUAAAAUAUAUAGGCUGAACAAGAAAAAGAGUAAAUGGAAAAUAUGAAGCCAAAAAAUGAAAAUAUCAAACCAUAUAAUGGAGUUGUAGAAUCCACCAAUGAUUUAAUAAAACAACAGCUACUUAAAUAUGGAGAAUAUUAAUAUAGCAAAAAUAAUGAUGAGAAAUUCUUAAAUUCUAGGUCUUUAACUCCGUAUGUAAAAAUUUUAAUUAAUUUCAGCAAUUAGAAGAUGGUUCAAUUUAUGAAGGUUAAUGGUUAAAUGGGUUAAGAGAAGGAAGAGGAAAAUUGAUUUACUCUGAUGGUUCUAUUUAUGAAGGUUAUUUUUCAAAAGACUAUUAACAUUUAAAUGGAAGAUUAAUUAUGGCAUCUGGAGAUUUUUAUGUAAAUUUAUGUAUUUAUUAUAGUAAGGUGAUUUUCAGAAUGGAAAAAUUGAAGGAAAUGGUACUUAUAAAUAUGCUGAUGGAACUAAAUAUGAAGGAGAAUUCAAAAAUAAUAAACAGAAUGGUUUUGGUAAAGAAACAUGGCCCGAUGGAACCAAGUAUGAAGGAAGUUAUGAUAAAGGAGUAAAAUAUGGAACAGGUCGAUUUUAAUGGACUGAUGGGUCUAUUUAUGAAGGAAGUCUUGUUAAUGAUUAAAUGGAAGGUAUAAAUUUAUUAUGAUUGAUCAAAGGAUAUGGAACUUUUACUUGGGCUGACAAAAGGAAAUAUAACGGAAAUUGGAAAAAUAGUAUGAUGAAUGGUUAAGGAGAAUUAUUCUAUCCUGAUGGUAGAUGCUAUAAAGGUAUUAUAACUCAUGAUUGUGUCCUAGGAUAAUUUUAGAAUGAUUUAAGAAAUGGGGAAGGGACUUUCUUUUUUAAUGAUGGAACUAAUUAUUGUGGACCAUGGAAAAAUGAUAAAUAACAUGGAAAAGGAGUUAAAAAAUAGAAAGGAGGAUUAGAAGAAUAAUAAGAAUGGAAUAAUGGAACAAGGGUAAUUUGAAGAAUUGAACAG
Molecule: messenger RNA, 1201 nt
Organism: Paramecium sonneborni
Lineage: Eukaryota; Ciliophora; Oligohymenophorea; Peniculida; Parameciidae
Source: the annotation of a GenBank genome assembly